Messenger RNA from Patiria miniata (bat star), 2286 nucleotides. Its product is annotated as BUD13 homolog. The coding region runs from base 54 to 1805 and encodes 583 amino acids. Gene Ontology annotation, biological process: mRNA splicing, via spliceosome. The record is from RefSeq and is a predicted model, not a curated record. Gene Ontology annotation, molecular function: RNA binding. The transcript has 6 exons. Gene Ontology annotation, cellular component: RES complex; U2-type spliceosomal complex. NCBI's taxonomy places the organism in Eukaryota, Metazoa, Echinodermata, Asteroidea, Valvatida, Asterinidae.
AUUUACAGUUAAAUAAACAGCGCCCUCUUGCUUGUCUUAUUACACUAUUCAAGAUGGCGCUGCCCAUAGACCAGAAAGAAUAUCUCAAGCGGUAUUUGUCCGCUGAGCCGGAAGAUUCAAAGAAGAAAAAGCGACGAAAGAAAGUAAAAACUGCCAUUAAAGUGACCCGCACGUUUACCAUUGUUGAUGAUGAUGUGGACAUCAGAGCAUUAGCCCCAUCCUCUGAAAAACAAGAUGAUAUCGACAACCCUCUCAUGGACGAUGAAAUUCCUCUCGUUGCUGAAGUCAUUGAUGAGCGACCCAAGGAUGAAGUCAUUCUGGAGCAGUAUCGGACAAGCAACAAAUGGAGGACAAUGGGAGACGAUGACCAAUCCCGAGGCAGUAGACAUGCUGACAAGCAUUCUAUCUCCCGCGACAGAAAGUCUAGUCCUGCUACUGGGCAACGGAGAAGGCCACGUCAUGAUUCCUCUGACUCGGACUUGUCCCCAGAGAGGAACUCAGGCUCCAGAAGAGGUGAUACCAGGGGUGAUAGACUCUCUGCCAGACCUGCAAGGCAUGACUCUGACUCUGACCUGUCACCACCGAGGAAAGGACAGGACGGAAGGGGUGACACAAGGGAUGGAAGACCCUCUGAAAGACCAGUAAGGCAUGAUUCUGAUUCCGAUCUGUCACCACCGAGGAAAGGACAUGACAGAAGGGGUGACACAAGGGGUGAUAGACCAUCUUCCAGACCAGCAAGGCAUGAUUCUGACUCUGAUCUGUCACCACCCAGGAAAGGACAGGACAGAAGGGGUGAUAGACCUUCUGCCAGACCGUCAAGACAUGAUUCUGACUCUGAUCUGUCACCACCCAGGAAAGGACAGGACAGAAGGGGUGACACAAGGGGUGAUAGACGCUCUGCCAGACCAGCAAGGCAUGAUUCUGACUCUGAUCUGUCACCACCCAGGAAAGGACAGGACAGAAGAGGUGAUAGACCUUCUGCCAGACCGUCAAGACAUGAUUCGGAUUCAGAUCUGUCACCUCCUAGGCAGAAACACAGACAAAACCCAGACUUUGACUUAUCUCCUGCUCGGCAGGCUACCCCCAGGAAGGGUAGGGAGAGACCAGAGGCUGACUCUCCAAGAAAAAGGGAAGACUCCCAAGCAAGAACUUCAAAGGCCGUGAGUGGGAACAGCAAGCGUGCGGAGAAGACAUUGUCAGGAACAACAGCUGGUCUCUCAGAUGCCAAGUCCAUGCGGCGAGAAAACCAAGAAUCCAGACGCCGUGAUGCUGAUAUGUAUUCCAAGAUGGCUGACGAUGUGUCAGGGAAGAACGCAAAAACUGUGUUUCGAGACAAGUCUGGCAGACUGAGGGACCUGGAUUCGGAGAAACGGCAGAAGCGCGAAGAGGACGCCAAGAAAGCACAAGAGGACCAGAAAUUUGUUGAGUGGGGAAAAGGACUCACGCAAAGCGCACAGCAGAAGGAGUUGGCGCAAAAUGCUCUGCACGAGAUGGACAAGCCCCUUGCUCGUUACCGUGACGACCAAGACCUGGAUGACAUGCUAAAGGGAGCAGAGCGAGAGGGAGACCCCAUGAUGGCUUUCCUGAAGAAGAAGCAGACCAAGACACAAGCAGCCAUGGGGGUUAAAGCCAAACCUAAGUACAAAGGCCCCCCACCUCCGCCGAAUCGCUUCAACAUCAUGCCAGGUUACCGCUGGGAUGGUGUGGACAGAUCCAACGGUUUCGAGAAGAAAGCCUUCGUGCGCCAGGCGGACAAGAAGGCAACAAAGGAAAUUGCCUACAAAUGGAGUAUUGAGGAUAUGUAGUCAGUGAAUUCUGUGGUGCAAGAAGUCAUUUUUACAAGCAGCAGCUGGCAGUAACUUCAGUCCGAGGGUGUCGCUAGAAGUGGGAUCUGGGGGUGGGGGGGGGGGGGUGUUUACACCCCAAUCAUUAUUCUUUUGUGUCGGCAUAAUCAAUCUCCUUAAGGCAAAAUCACUCUCCUAGAGGCAAAAUCGUAUGUCUGUAGGCAAAUAUGCCGUAAUGAAUAGUGUCACCUGGAAUGCGUUCGAUUACUUCCCCCAGCUUACUCGCGCCUGGCUCCUGGCAUGAUGACAGACCUGUGCAGUGGAGCUAAAUAACAAACGAUGUCGGGUAAAGUUUCGUACAAGAGCUGGAAAGUUGAACUUUGACAUGACACAGGCUGCAUCCAAAUCAACUGUCUAGAGCUAGGUCUAGGUCCACGUCCAUUGAAAAUGCGCGGGGAUGUGCUGACAAUAGACGUAGCCGUAGCUCUGGAAGCCCGUUUUG